CACCUUUGAGGUUCAUGGCAAACCUUGGACAUGUGACUUUCUGACAUGUGUCCCCUAUUCUAAUCAAGUCAGCCAUGCUGUGCAUGCUGACCAGACGGUCGGAGAAGGACCAGGGAAAACGCCGCCAGCUUCUGCCUGCAAUGCAAGAUGCAGUAGCGGAUGAUCUCUUGGCUAGGGUACCUUGGGUCCGCACCUUUGGCGAUGCCCAGGCCCUAGGCUGCUUAGCAAUGGCGUCUCUCGGCGUUGAUUCGAGUUGAGUCUCGGGGACUUUGAAUCAUCGCUUCCCACGCGCGAAUGCCAGAGGGAUCAGUCCAGACUAGCUCUUAUGCAUCGUCAGGCUUCACGGCUGCUUCUCACUGUGGCUACGUACGGCUUUCACUGACCGGAAGAAACGAUUCCACCGGACGACAUGAAUAAGUUCAUUCACUCGUGAAGAUGCGAAA
Messenger RNA from Colletotrichum acutatum, 443 nucleotides. RefSeq lists its product as uncharacterized. NCBI's taxonomy places the organism in Eukaryota, Fungi, Ascomycota, Sordariomycetes, Glomerellales, Glomerellaceae. The record is from RefSeq and is a predicted model, not a curated record. The transcript has a single exon. Bases 75 to 257 code for a protein of 60 amino acids.